Messenger RNA from Poeciliopsis prolifica (blackstripe livebearer), 8116 nucleotides. RefSeq names its product membrane associated guanylate kinase, WW and PDZ domain containing 3a (gene magi3a). Gene Ontology annotation, biological process: signal transduction. The transcript is spliced from 21 exons. The coding region runs from base 1112 to 5482 and encodes 1456 amino acids. Gene Ontology annotation, cellular component: cytoplasm. Gene Ontology annotation, molecular function: protein binding. NCBI's taxonomy places the organism in Eukaryota, Metazoa, Chordata, Actinopteri, Cyprinodontiformes, Poeciliidae. The record is from RefSeq and is a predicted model, not a curated record.
CUAUUGUUUCAGGAAGGCAUCACAACAUUCAACCAAUUAAAUACGAGGCUCUAAGCUAUAAUGUUGCGCGUGUAAACACGGGCCCCAAGUGCGGGAAUCUCCGUAUGGACAAUACUCCAUGGAAACCAAACGCAACCUCGACGCCCGCCUCUGGUCACCCGCCAUUGGCCCGAUCCAAAACUUGCUGAGUCCGCCCCGCAGGCUGCAAUUGGACAGAACUCCCUGCCGUCAGGAGAAAAACGCGGAAAAGGAUAUAUAUAUUUAUUUAAAAAAAGUUAUGGAGCGAAGCGUAAUCGGAUCACGUCGGUGGCAUACUGCUGCGUAGUUUUCCAGCAUCAAAACGCCUCCCACGGUGAGCGCGGAAAGGCAGCGUGAGAGUGCAGAGCGGGAAGAGGGGAGCCUGGGUGAAUACGAGCGGGUUCUGCUGGCGGAUCGGGCCAGGUGUGUUUGCCCGUUUCCAGGGGUUUCCUCGCUGAUGUCACCGUGGAGGAAGAGGAGGAGGGAGGGAAGAAGGAAGAACAGGUGCGCUGGGUAGUUACCUCUUUUGAGUUGAAGAGACCGACCUUUACGAGAAACUAGUUUUAUAAGUUUUCUUGAAAUUCCUCUCCAAACUCCUUCUGGCAGGAUCCACUAAUCUCUUGGAACCAGAACUGGAUUUUAGCAUAGAUUUUUGGGGCGCAGGAUUUACGCACAAUCUGGGCUCACGGUGGGCUCGUCAGCAGUGGGAGUGCGCUGGUUUUUGUUUUCCAGGUGCUGUAAAUUGGGGUGGAGGUGGAGGGGGGAUCGAGCCGCCCCAGCAUCAGAAGCAGCGCUCUCCGCUCCACUGCGGCACUGACGCAGCUGGUGUCACGCUCCAGACGAUGCUCCUGUAAUUCAGAGGAAGGAUCGCGCACACAGGGAGCUCGGAGGGGUUACACAGAGAAGGGUUUUUGUUUAUUUCCCCCUCUGGAAUGGAAUACUACUCGAAACGCAGGCUCAACUUCUCUGGUCCGGAAUGAUCGAGCCGUGCGUCAGAGCGCUCUGAGGGUCCAAAUAGGAUUUUGCUUCUAAGAAGACGCUCGUUCCCCGGGUCUUCCAACUCCUAAGCGACCCCCCAAAAAGCCCAGCGGCGAUGUCCAAGACACUGAAGAAGAAAAAGCACUGGUUGGUCAAAGUGCAGGAGUGCUCCGUGUCCUGGGGGGGCGUGGAGCUGACCGCUGUCCUGGAGGUGCGAGGCGGCGCCGAGCUCGGAGAGUUCCCCCACAUCGGACGCGUGAUUCCGGAGGCGGUGGUGUGCCACAGCGGGCGGCUGCCUGGCAGCGGGGACGUGCUGCUGGAGGUCAACGGCACUCCGGUGAGCGGACUCACCAACAGAGACACGCUGGCUGUCAUUAGACACUUCCGGGAGCCCAUUCGCCUGAAGACCGUGAGACCAGGUAAAGUGUUGAACACGGAUUUACGUCACUACCUCAGUCUGCAGUUUCAGAAGGGCUCCCUGGACCAUAAGCUCCAGCAGGUGAUCAGGGACAACCUCUACUUGCGCACAAUUCCCUGUACCACUCGGCAGCCCAGGGAGGGAGAAGUACCUGGAGUGGACUACAAUUUCAUCAGCGUGGGGGAGUUUCAGGAGCUGGAAGAAAGUGGGAUCUUGCUAGAAAGCGGCACAUAUGAUGGUAACUACUAUGGGACCCCCAAACCCCCCGCAGAGCCCAGCCCUGUGCAGCCAGACUUGGUGGAUCAGGUUCUGUUUGACGAAGAAUUUGACACGGAGGUCCAACGGAAACGAACAACCUCAGUCAGUAAGAUGGACAGAAUGGACAGCACAGCUCCAGAGGAAGAGGAGGAGGAAGAAAGACCUCCUAUGGUUAAUGGUGUGGGAGAGCACAAGGACAAGGCAGACUGGAGGAAGACUGUGCCCAGCUACAACCAGUCAGCAGGAGCCAUGGACAUGCGUGUCUGGAACACUCUGGAUGAAAGUCAAGAGCCUUUGCCUAAGAACUGGGAAAUGGCCUACACAGAGACUGGCAUGGUCUAUUUCAUAGAUCACAACACAAAGACCACCACCUGGCUAGAUCCCCGUCUUGCCAGGAAAGCCAAGCCUCCAGAGAAGUGCGUUGAAGGAGAGCUUCCCUACGGCUGGGAGAAGAUUGAGGACCCCCAGUUUGGCACCUACUAUGUUGACCACAUCAACCAGAAGACCCAGUUUGAGAAUCCGGUGAUGGAAGCAAAGAAGAAGCUAAGUGAUGACACACCCAGUGCAGUUCAGCCACCAGCAGCUGCACCCUCAGAAGAGGAGCCUGCUAGAGGGUUGCGUGGCUUCACUCGAGAUCCAUCUCAGCUACAGGGUUCCAUCUUGCAAACAUCACUUAAAAAAAGCCAGCUGGGAUUUGGGUUCACUAUCAUCGGAGGAGACCGACCGGAUGAGUUCCUUCAAGUCAAAAACGUCCUUCCUGAUGGGCCUGCAGCACAUGACAACAAGAUUGCCCCAGGUGAUGUCAUUGUGGACAUUAAUGGGGCUUGUGUGCUGGGGAAGACUCACGCUGAUGUGGUUCAGAUGUUUCAGUCCAUCCCAAUCAACCAGUAUGUGGACCUGGUCUUGUGUCGGGGUUACCCUCUGCCAGAGGACUCUAACAGCAGCGAAGAUGCAUCAGCUUCACUCAGCGCCUCAAACGAAGCUUCCCCUUCCCCAUCCUCCUCCAAUCCCCAGGAGCCCCAUUUCACAGCCCCGGACGGAGGACACCUCUCCCGCCAGGCUGCUGCAGUACCGGCCCUAAGCAACGGUGGGCGCCACCAUCAUCACCCUCACCCACAGCAACACCAGCACCUUCCUCUCGCCCACAACCAGGAGGGACCAGACCCCACCCUGUUACAGCCGGAGCUAGUGAGCGUGCCCUUGGUGAAAGGGCCAGGGGGGUUCGGUUUUGCCAUUGCAGACUGCCCCUUGGGGCAGAAGGUCAAGAUGAUCCUGGAUGCCCAGUGGUGCCGUGGCUUGCUGAAGGGUGACGUCAUCAAGGAGAUUAACAGGCAGAACGUCCAAACGCUGAGCCACGCUCAGGUAGUGGACAUCCUCAAAGACCUUCCGGUGGGCAGUGAGGUCAACGUGCUGGUACUUAGAGGAGGUCAAACUUCUCCUGUGAAAUCACUAAAACCUCAGGAGAGAGCUAGCAUGCCCCACUCUACGUCCCAGCACAGCCUCCAGCAUCCUCCGCACGCCGUCUCCCACCAACUGACCCACCCGGCCUCGCAGCCCGUCGUGCAGCUGCAGCAGCGGCAGGAGAUGGCGAACAGCACAGAGACCCUCAGUCAACCGGAGGUGCUCUCCAACGCGCUCCCUGUCUCUACCAACACCCUGCGGUCGUCUUCUCCUAAACCGGACCCAUCUGAACUCUACCUCAAGUCCAAAGCUAUGCUGGACAGCAAGCCACCGAAUGCCAAGGAUCUGGAUGUGUUUAUCAAACGGAACCAAGAGUCAGGCUUUGGCUUCAGAGUCCUGGGUGGCGAGGGGCCAGAUCAACCGGUGUACAUCGGAGCCAUUGUACCACUGGGUGCAGCUGAGAAGGACGGCCGUUUGCGCGCCGGAGAUGAGUUGCUGUGUAUAGACGGCGUUCCCGUUAAGGGCAAGUCGCACAAACAAGUGCUGGAACUGAUGACCAACGCCGCCCGAAACGGCCAAGUCAUGCUGACCGUCCGCCGAAAGCUGACACACACAGAGACUGGUGAAGAGGAAGAGAGCGGCCAGCAGCCUCAGCAGGUGGCGUCGGCUCUGGUCAACAGCUCUCCCAAAGUGCCUCGCGUUGAGGCGCCAAACGCCGUCCAGCCUGCUCAGCUCCCCAGACCAGAGAGCUUUGAUGUUACCCUGCAGCGGAAAGACAAUGAAGGCUUUGGUUUUGUUAUCCUCACAUCAAAGAACAAACCCCCACCUGGAGUCAUACCGCACAAAAUCGGUCGUAUUAUCGAGGGGAGCCCCACAGACCGCAUAGGUCGCAUGAAGGUGGGAGACCGUAUAUCUGCUGUCAACGGCCAGUCCAUCAUGGAGCUGUCGCACAACGACAUCGUUCAGCUCAUAAAGGACGCCGGAAACACGGUCACGCUGACUGUCGUGCCUGAAGAAGAUGGUGCUCCUCCAUCUGGAACAAAUUCAGUAAAGCACAGUCCUUCAAUCCAACAUAGAGCCGUGGGCCAACAGCCUUCCAGUCAUCCAGACAGGGCCGCUGAGUCUGAGAUGAGGAACUCUCUUCAACCGAACGACAUGGGAGCAAUCGCCACAUCUGGACCUAAACAGGGCUGCUUCGUGGUGGAGCUGGAGCGCAGUCAGCGGGGCUUCGGCUUCAGUCUGAGAGGAGGAAAGGAGUACAACAUGGGCCUGUACAUCCUGCGCCUGGCCGAGGAGGGGCCUGCGCUUAAAGAUGGGCGGAUACAUGUUGGGGAUCAGAUCGUGGAGAUCAACGGCGAGGCCACUCAGGGCAUCACACACACUCGGGCCAUCGAGCUGAUCCAGGCAGGGGGCAACAAGGUUCACCUGUUACUCCGACCCGGCCAGGGCCUUGUCCCAGAUCACAGUACAAAAGACAAAGUAGCCAUUCCAACGACAAGCUUUCCCAGACUCUCUGCAUCCGAUGACCAGUCAUCUCCAGCUUCCCCGUCCUCUAUCUCAGGAUGGUCACCAUCUUCCUCCAAAGGAUUUGCCCCGGAUGAGCCAUCAGCUGGGGAUUACAGAGUCCCUGGUUUCCCCAGUGCUGGACAAGAGCACGGAAGGCAAGCUAACCGAUCAAGAGGACAGCAGGUCCCUGCUCACAAUCACAGACGUUCUACCAGCCCUAGAAAAACUGGGCAGAGCGACUACAAAUCUGGCAGUCCCAGGAAAGCAACAGAAGGUCAAGUGGAUAAUGUGGCACAUACCCAGAGCCCCCAAAAAACACUGGAGGAAAUGAGCAAGGAAAGAAAAACUCCUGGGCACAGAGACCAGCGCUCCUCUAGUCCAAAGAAGGGCCCCAAGAAGGAGCAUGAUCCUGUCCUGCAUUCAAGGAACCCAGAAGAUCCUCAGAACCCAAGACGCCCAGCUGGACAACAGCCGGCUGGGGAAGUGAAAAACUGGAGACAUAAGGGGGAGAAUGAAACUUACUGGCAGGAGAGGGCGGCUGCAGAGAGUGGAGACAAAAGCUGGGGGGCCGAGGAUCAUCAUAAGAAGGGAAAGCGAGCUGAGAAAGAGGCAGUGGCGCAGAAAUCCCACUGGGAGAGGGCAGGGUCAGAUGCCGAUCCGGCCACCACCGGCCAAAGGGGCGGAAGAGAGAAAGCCGAAAAGGAAUAUCCAGAGGCCAAGUAUCAGGGAUCGGCCGAGCAAGCAAACAGAAGGGAACCCAGAAUUUCCAGCAGUAGCAUCCAGGAUCCCAACUGCAACGGGACCAGCACCAGCAAGAAGGCUCCCAUCACCCCCGGCCCUUGGAAAGUUCCCAGCUCGGCCAAGAUCCAGUCCCACGUGGACUCCACAUAUGCAGACAUCUGAAAUGUCUUCAGGGCUGGAUGAAGACAAAGCUCAGCCUACGAGAACCGAACACGGGUCGGAAAGAUCGGCUCAAAAUAUAACCAGCAACAUACCUUCUCAUUUAUACGUCCCAUCUUCUUUUUUUUUCUCACCCAGUUUGCCUCAGAUAGUUUGCACCAACCUGCUGAUCUCUGACAUAAAACAAGUAUUUGAACUUGAUUCUGCUGCACGGUCACGUCAGAUGAGUUGUGAGCAGGGUCUUUGGAUGGAAAUCUAUUCUGUGCCAAUCAGAGACUCCGGUUAAAUGGAAGCUGCUCCUGAUAGCACUCACUGUGAAUCAGUUUGGAGGAGUCCAAAUGAAGUGCUCACCCUGUCUACCCGAGCCGCAUGAAGGAAUCUGUCUUUUUUUUGUGUGUGUGUGUUUACUUUUGAAGGAUUACAAGCAUACUCAAGCACUCACAGCUUUUAAACCGAGCAGGAUUUAUUCACUGUUAUAGUCCCAAAUAGAACCUUAGUUUUCUUCAAAUGAUCUAAUUAGAUAAACAUUUUUUUUCUUUUCAUUUUGAGAAGCCGAUGAAAGCUGUGAUUUGUAUGACUGCAUCCGAACAUGUGAAGUUAUAAAUCCCAUGUUGGUGGGAGGACCACUAUGAAGCUUUAUAUGCAUCAAUGAGCAGACCAGAUACUUGUGGUUAUAGAUCUAAUGUUUUUCUUUUGUACUUGUGUUGUGAAAAUAAUGUGAGAAUUAAAACAAACAGGAUAGUCUACACACGCGUCCAUGUCGAGGGCACUUAGGUGGAGGCCGAACAUGUAGAUACACAUCAUUGCUUAAACAAAUCCCCAUUUUAAAAGCCUCAGUCUUUAAAUGAUAUCUCGCGGUCUAUAAGCAGCGUUAUCCAUCAUGUUGUUGACUGUUAGCAGCACUGUGCCGAUGUGUGUUUUAUUUAUUCCUUUAGAAUCUAAUGUAUUUAAUCUGAAAAAUGUGAUAUUUAGCAAAGUGAUUACUCAAAUAUUGAACAUAUUUAGGAUAAAUAAAUUAGCAGAGUCUUGCGACUUGUAAAAGUACAAACUUUCCUUUUUUAAUUUGCAUAAAACAUUUUGAUAUCUGUAUUUGUAUUAUAAAUAGAGGUACACAAAAAAACAUCAACCCUAGUUCAAAUGUUUGAUAUACAAUGCCAGAUGCAUGCAUUGGCACUCCUGGUAAAGAUGUCCAAAAAGCCAAUAAAACUUUGAAUAUUGUAUUGCAGAGGCAUCAUCUCAAACCAAUAUUAAAGAAAAUACAUCCCUUGUUGAGAUAAUCAUCUUUAUGAUGAUAUAAAUAAUAAUUAUGUUGUUUUGGCCAAUUUCUUUGGAAGAGAAGUUGGCCCACAGUAUACAUAUCCUCCACCAUGCUAAACUGUGAGUUGUUUUUUUUCUUUACAUAUUUUUAUGCUUUGUUUUACAGAAAACACACCUAAAGUGUUAGCUGCCAAUAAGUUUAACUUUACAAGACUUUACUCUUUGCUGCAGUACUUCAAGGAUAAUCUUUGCAUAUCAACUUUCUUACCAUUCUCCUCACUGUGAGUAGGAAAUUUGCCUUUGUCCAAGAAAGGUGACUCUGUCUUCAUACCACUAGGAAACUAAAAUUGUUUUAGUAAAUUAGUAAAAUUCAGACCAACUUAAAAAAAAACAAGCUCUGCUUACAUUCAUCCUGAAACUAAUUGUAAGUGUACUCAUAACUAUUAUUUUGUUAGGUAAAAUGUUUUUCUUCGCAAAAUAGAUGAACUAAAAACUUACGUUUCUUAAAAUCGUUCCAUUGCAAUAAAAACAAACUUAUUUUAAGGCUUUUUACACAUCUUUUACCAAUGCUGCCGAUCAUUGUGACUGGCGCUGUAUUUUACUGUAUAUUAUACUCAAAGUGUAAAACUUAACAUUUAUUUCCAACAUGCUUGUGAAGGUUGUUUUCUACACAAAAACCAGACCCUUCAGAGAAUCGAACUAAUCUUCAGUUUUGACAUGAAAGCUGCUUGUUGUGAUUGCAGACACAUCUACAUAAUGUGAAGACGUCUGCUCUGAUUCUUUGGUGGAAUAAUGGGAGGUUCUGAUCAAAAUGGGAUUUAGUUUGGUGUUAAACAAUUUAAAAGUUUCGAAAGCAUCUACUACAACAACUGUGCUCCACCAACAAGAAAAAAAUGUAGCUUUUCGGUAUUCCUACUGUGGACUAGAGUGACAUCUAGUGCUCCAACCUCUGCUCUGCACAAGCAAGUCAUAGCUUUAACCCCAGCCUUCAUCCUCUUGCCUGCAUAUGAAGACGUAACAUAUGUUUGUCUGUGAGGCCGCUGAAUAAUUUAUUGUCUGUUUUCAUGUUGAUAUGAUGGGCUAUUGUCAUUUUUACUAUUCAUAUCUUUACCAUGUCUGAUGCUGUGGCCUUGCAUUGCUCCAACAUAUAUAAAAGUCAUAGUUUUGACAUCAUUGUAGUUGUAAAUGUUUAUAAAUUGUACAGCACCUGUAUAAAAAAAAUGCCUUCAUGAAGAAAAAAAAAAUCUAUGUAAAUUGUUCCAUUAUUUUUUUAAGGGAGAUGACAGGAAAUGUUAUGCAAUGGGUGACAAAAAAAGAAAUAAAUUGAUAAUGGCAUACUGUUCAUGCACUGAUAAAUAAAGGUUUACUGAUUAAAUAUAA